This is a messenger RNA of Rhineura floridana, 3542 nucleotides long. It is a transcript of the gene GOLGA7B, whose product is annotated as golgin A7 family member B. Gene Ontology annotation, cellular component: palmitoyltransferase complex. The record is from RefSeq and is a predicted model, not a curated record. Gene Ontology annotation, biological process: protein targeting to membrane; peptidyl-L-cysteine S-palmitoylation. The transcript is spliced from 5 exons. Lineage: Eukaryota; Metazoa; Chordata; Lepidosauria; Squamata; Rhineuridae. The coding region runs from base 363 to 866 and encodes 167 amino acids.
UUACUCGUUGAGGGGACCUGCUUGGGAAACGGGUCGUCAGCACCGCGGACAACGCUAGGUGGGGCGCUUUGCCCCCAGUUCGAGUUCCUCAAACACAAGCUUUCAGGACCAAGGACAGCGACACACUCCCUGCGCCCAUUCCCCGCUGAGGACGCGGCCCCAGCGCAGCCAAACUAGUUUCUAUCCCUGCCGGCGGCGACAGCUCCGGGAUUUGAGCGCUUUCUCCGUCUACGGCACCGGGGACAGCGCCCUUAGGUCGGCUUCCUGGGAAAGGCGGAGUCUUCAUCACCAACCCGCGCUAGUCUCAGCUUCGGGCUCCUGGGCUCCCGAACAGCGUGGAUUAACCACGCUGGCAGCACAACAUGGCAACCGAGGUCCACAAUCUACAAGAACUACGGCGGAGUGCUUCAUUGGCCACCAAAGUCUUUGUUCAGCGGGACUACAGUGACGGGACCAUCUGCCAGUUCCAGACCAAAUUUCCACCUGAGCUGGACAGCCGGAUUGAGCGGCAACUUUUUGAGGAAACUGUGAAGACCCUCAACAACUUCUAUGCUGAGGCUGAGAAAAUUGGGGGUAGCUCGUAUCUGGAGGGAUGUUUGGCCUGUGCUACAGCCUACUUCAUCUUCCUCUGCAUGGAGACCCGCUAUGAGAAGGUUCUGAAGAAGAUCUCCAAGUACAUCCAGGAGCAGAAUGAGAAAAUCUUUGCUCCUCGUGGGCUACUGCUGACAGACCCAGUGGAGCGGGGCAUGCGGGUUAUUGAGAUCUCCAUCUAUGAGGAUCGUUGCAGCAGCUCCAGCUCCGGCAGUUCCAGCAGCAGCAGCAGUGGCAGCACUGGGGGUGGAGGUGGGGGAGCAGGGGGCCGGUGACUGGCACAGAGUCCCGGCAGAGAUUUGUACUGCCGGGACAAUGGUGUCUCCGAGAUCCGCAGACUGCGCUAUCAGAGCACCCGCUUCUGAGCUCCCCCUGGGGGGGGAUGGGUUGCCAGCAAGGAAAGUUGUGACACCCUUGGGAGAGACAACCAGCGAGGGCAAAGUCAUUCUUAGGGGAUGCUUGACCUCGGCCCAAGUGGACCUUACCCCCAGAGGAGCCCAGUCUCUGUGGCUCAACACCUUGAUACCAUGAGCUACUGAUACUUCCUAUGGGCUUCUGGGGACACUGCUGCCUCCUCCCCAGAUGCCCACAUAUGUCAUUGCCUAAGUUCUGUCCUCCCAGCUGAAGGCACAUGAUAAUCCCGACUGACUGCAACCUCUUGCUGAAGGUCCAAUGGCCAACAAAGAUCAAUCCAGCAUAGUGAGCUGGGAUAGGAUGGGGUGGGAUGAGGGAACUGGUGGGUUUGGGAUUCUGUUACAGUCCUUUCCUUGAGCACCACUGUUCUGUCCCUUCCUGCAUUUUCACUGACACACCAUUCUAGCUGCAUGUCACUUUCCUCCUGGCACUUUAGGCAUGUUAUAUGCUGAAAGCAUACAGUGUCCACGGUGCUAUAGUGGUGCUGUGUCAUUGCAGGUGCUUGCACACCCUCUCCUGAUGUGGGGUGCCUGUAUUGGCAAAGAUGUGCCCUCUUACAGAUACCAGGAUAGUCUCUGUACUUGAGCACCAUGGAACAUGCCCCAUGCUCUGGAUCCUUUCAGGGCGAUAGAAGGACAGGGAUAGCGUAUGGGGCUAGAGGAGAAUGGGAGGUGAAGUUGCUCCCUCCUGUGAGAUAGUAGCACAGAUCCUGUUGGGGACUGCAAAUUCUUCCGAUGCUUGAAAGAUUGGCCCACACCAUCUUUGACCAACUCCAACAGGUUUUCCAGAGCAAUCUGGGAGCAUGGAGAGUAUCAGAAUAUGGGAGUUUUUGGAGGAGAGGCUUCUGGUUCCUAAGUUCUACAGCAGAGCACAGCACGGUCCAAUAAGCAUCUUUGGGAGUAUGUGUGUAAAUAUUUAAUAUAGUCCUAGCUACUAAAGCUGCACCUCCCCUACUGUUUUCAGCAAACAGGAAGAGAAAGGAGGAGAAAACUCCAAGGUGGGCAUUGUACUCUGCAAUAUUUGACUCACCUCCCCAGUGCACAGGUGUUCUGCAGCAGCAUCUUACCACUUGCAUGCACAGGUUGUUUUCUUGCUGCAUGUUCUCUCCCCCUGUAAAUAGCUUCCUGGGCCCCACAUAUGUAUGUCUGAGAUCCUCUCGAUGCUGGUGCUUCAGUACCGCUUCUCUGAGUCCCCCAGUGCCACUCUCAAACAAGGUGGGAAGGCAAGGGGAAAAGACUUAUACCAGGCUGCCCAGUGAACAGGUGUCUAACUCACAGGUGAACCCUGCCACCAUUUCCAGCAAAGGACAGCAGCUCUGAAAAUGCUUCCAACUUCUCUCACAUCACACAUCCUGUACACAGGUAGAUUUCCUCCUGGAGGUUCCUCAAUAAGAUAAUUGUUUGUGUUCAACUGGGGAGGGUAAGACUUGUGGAUGGUAGACACCAUGCUAUUAUUAAAAAAGGAAUGUUAACUGAAUGCUUGGUCUGGACAAACUCAGCUGUUACUCAUCUACUUCAUUAGUGCUCCAAAUAUCAUGGUUUCAGAAUGGGGUUUCCCUGCUUUUGAUGGCAGGAAUGUGUUGGUAGAGUGACCAGACCCUGUUUGUGUUUCAGGGGGAUGAGAGAGCAGCAGAGGGCAUAACAAAUGCAUAGAGAUCAAGCCAGUGUGGACCUGGGAGGGUUUUCCCCUGUGCUCAGAUGCUUUGAGAAGCUGCUUCCUAUGCCAUAUACUUGACAUUACUUCUGCCACAUGGGACUGGUCAUGGUUGUAUCCCUCUGUCUCUACAUGGAAACCUCCGACAAUAAAUGGCAAGUGAGAAUCCACCAAAGUUGGUUUCUUCUGGUCUGUUCUCUUCAAAGAUAAUAGAUCUGGCUCCCACAGAUGCAUUUAAUUCACAGUCACUGCAUCAUGUGUUUUGUUGUCUUAAGGCUGCAUAAGCCAUUAAAAGUAAUGGGUCCCAUGAAUUGUACCAGAAAAGCACAGCAUGCACUCCAUGGAUGAUCAUGCAGUAGGUUUGUAAGUGGGCCUACAAUUUUAGAAUACAGCUUUGUUUUAAUAGGACCCUUAUUCAUAUCUAACUUUCAGACCCAUUAGUAGUUGGGUGUGUGGUUGAGACAUACAUUUUUACAUUUACCUGGUGCUAACACUGCUCUUGAAACAAGUGAUACAGAUGCCUUAAUUAUGAUUGCACUAGAGUUUGUGCUGGUAUGGUAUGCAGAUUCAGUUAUUUGAGUUUAAUGGAGCUGAUGUUCAACUGCCUGCUGCCUAGGUUGGUGGUGCUCAUACAUAGGUAGGUAAGCAGGCAAUUGCCCCAAGGUAGCAAAGGUGGUUCUUCUGCAGGCAUAGGUUUUCACAUGCAUAUUGUCUUCUUAAGCAACCUGAAAAAAUAAAUGGGUGGGUAAAAAGCCAUACAUCACUCCAGUUUUAACCCAGAGCUUUAACCAUGGCAGAGAUGUGCCAGUCAAUUGCAGUUCAGUUUGAAUGAAUGUGGUAUCUUCUGCAAAUAAAUAAAUAAAAUGAAAAGUAAACAAUCAAAA